This is a messenger RNA of Chaetomium fimeti, 1706 nucleotides long. RefSeq lists its product as uncharacterized. The record is from RefSeq and is a predicted model, not a curated record. The coding region runs from base 323 to 1615 and encodes 430 amino acids. The transcript has a single exon. Gene Ontology annotation, biological process: protein phosphorylation. Gene Ontology annotation, molecular function: protein kinase activity; ATP binding. NCBI's taxonomy places the organism in Eukaryota, Fungi, Ascomycota, Sordariomycetes, Sordariales, Chaetomiaceae.
AAAGCCCUUUCUUUCGACCAACUCCCGACCCAGUUCUACUACCCUCUUCGGUUGGCCGUCUUUUCUUUGUGUACCAGUGAAAAAAGCCGCCAAUCAAUUCCACCGAUCCAUGGGCGUUGUAAAACCGGCAAAGAAAGGCGCUACCUACCUACCUAACUCACACGGUGAGCGGUGCAGUUGGAACAAUGAGCUUCCUUUGACAGACCUAAAGCGGCUGGCACUUGGUUCAUGAUGUGCAGGUCGACAUCAGUCAUGAUUUCCUACAUUUCGUCCAGUUUCUGGCUUAGGAUUUAUCUUUGGCCCUCAUCCUUUGCCAUCCAACAUGAUUGACCCGGAAGGACGACUCUGGGCAGGAUCUGGCGGGUUGCUCAUCGGAGGACCAUACACUUGGUAUAUCACCGACUCUGACCAGAGGAGGACCUUCGCUGUCACGUAUGCACCGCCUACUCCCCUCGACAAUUCCGAGACAACAGAGGAAAUCUGCAUGAACCAGCUGAAGAAGCACGUGGACGAACUCGGGGAUGGUGUUUUCGGCAUCCGUUUCUCUGAGCCUGAUGGACCCGUUACCACAUUGACGGACCGAAAAGACGACGUGACGAUAUGCGUGAACAACUACCCUCUGUCUGCUUUGGGCCUCGAUUUCCCGAUCAAGACAAUCUCUCUGUCCGCCCUGACAGAGCUGGAUCGCCUGGGACACCAGGUCGACUUGGUGUCUUACCAGGGGCCACCGUGUGCUGCGGGUGCGGCUCCCACAACGACAAAGGCUGCAUUCAAGUACUGGUUCCUGGCAAAUGGCAUGUUUCGGACUUGGUACGAACUCAACAGCUGGAGCCGACUCCCUCGGGAUCAUCCGCACAUCGUUCCUUUCGACUCGGUUGUUCUCGACCCUCACACUGGGGGCAUCGUUGGGUUUACGACCCUUUAUAUACCCGGCGGCACCCUGCUCGACAACAAUGCCGCGACACGGCCGUUUCGCCUUCGUUGGUUCCGCCAACUCCUCUCGGUGGUGGAUGACCUGAACUACCGGUACGGGAUGAUGCAUCAAGACAUUGCGGCACGCAAUUUGCUGGUUGAUGAAAACGACAAUCUCCGGAUUUUCGACUUCAACUAUUCCAUCAUGAUCGAGGAGCACUACACGCCAGACCGCGACGACAUUAAAGGCGUUAUCUUGACGCUCUAUGAGAUCGUCACGUUGGAUGAGCAUUUCCGUGAGGUCCCGCACGAUGAGCAGGACGCCGAGGCGGUGCUCGGUAUGAAGUGGGAAAAGCACCCCGACGUCAAGCUGGACGCCGAUCUCGAGGAUUUCAGGAACAUGCUCGACUCAUGGGUGAAGAAGAGAAAGGCGAAGGACUUCUUCAAGCCCACAGACACCUGGGUCCGCUGGCCUUGGAUGCCCAAGCCACCUGCUAUAGCCAUGCUAGACGUCGACCGCGAUAGAAAUUGCACAGGGAUCAAGAUGCAGUCUACUCGGACUGUCAACAGAAGAGACCUUGUCCUCAUGGAGCAGGAGCAUUGGAACUGGGAAAGGCCUGCAAGCUACAGCUUAACGGAAGCUCUCGAGAAAGACAAAGCUGGAAUUGUUAGGGAAGAGGCUAAGAAUGGGGUUCGCGAGUAAACGGCAUGUGGCGGCGUUGAGUCUGUAUUUUUAUGCAUGUGCGUCGCAGUUGGAUCAUCAACUCUUUAUUCUGGCCGAGUCUGGCAACCAU